Eubalaena glacialis (North Atlantic right whale) is the source of this 1002-nucleotide messenger RNA. RefSeq names its product protein phosphatase 1 regulatory subunit 35 (gene PPP1R35). The record is from RefSeq and is a predicted model, not a curated record. NCBI's taxonomy places the organism in Eukaryota, Metazoa, Chordata, Mammalia, Artiodactyla, Balaenidae. Gene Ontology annotation, molecular function: phosphatase binding. The transcript has 4 exons. Gene Ontology annotation, biological process: negative regulation of phosphatase activity. Bases 125 to 925 code for a protein of 266 amino acids.
GGCGGGGCGGGCGCUAACGGUUUUCGGUAGCCCGGUCUUAGAGGGGCGGGGAAGAGGAGGUGGCGAGUCCGUCUCCCGUGACCCUUGGCCCCUAGCGACCCCGCACCCCUGCAGACACCCCAAGAUGAUGGGCUGUGAGGAGUCAGAGCUGGAGUCGGUGGAAGGGGGAGAGGCCGUGGCUGACCCAGGGCCACCCCCAGAACCCCGAGCUCCCGAGCCCGGAGCCCCAGUGCCGGAGCCCGGCCUGGACCUGAGCCUGAGCCCUCUGUCCGAGAGCCCCGGGCGCGGGCGGUCCAACUGCAGCCCGGGACGGCGGAAGGGGCGGGCGGACCGGCGGGGCGGGGCCCGCAAGGGGCGGCAGGUCCGCUUCCGCCUGGCGCCGCCCUCCCCGGUACGGUCCGAGCCGCCGCCGGCCGCCGCCGCACCGAGCGAGAAGCCCGCGGCGCCGCAGGACCUGGGGACGCCCGCGCAGCAGAGCAGCCUGGCCCUGAGCUUCGAGCUGCAGGCCGCGCGGGCCGCAGCCGGGGGCCAGUUCGAUGCCGCGAAGGCCGUGGAAGAACAGCUGAGAAAGUCGUUCCAGACCCGCUGCAGCCUGGAAGAGAGCGUGGCCGAGGGGCUGAACGUGCCGCGCUCCAAGCGGCUCUUCCGAGACCUGGUGAGCCUGCAGGUGCCCGAGGAACAGGUUCUGAACGCCGCGCUGAGGGAGAAACUGGCGCUCCUGCCGCCACAGGCUCGAACCCCGCCUCCAAAGGAGCCACCUGGGCCAGGGCCAGACAUGACCAUUUUGUGUGAUCCAGAAACAUUAUUUUAUGAAUCUCCACACCUGACCCUGGAAGGUCUGCCCCCUCUCCGGCUUCAACUCCGGCCCCGCCCUUCAGAGGAUACCUUCCUUAUGCAUCGGACACUGAGGCGAUGGGAAGCGUAGACUUGGAGGCUCCCUGGAUUGCUAGUUCGUAUUUUUUUGUUUUUAAACUAUGAGAAUAAAGUGGUUUUGCUAACAAA